AUCCACAAGCAAAUAACUCGCCUGCCAAUGAAGUAACCGCAUUUAUACCACGUGAUUAAAUACAAAACAACAGAAAAUGGAAAAUGUAAAACGUUUUCGUUAUUGUUAUAAGUGUUUUUAGGAUUUCUUUGCUAUGUCAACAUUAAAUUUUAUCAGCCUUCCUGAUGAUGUCCUAGUGGUGGUUUUAAGCUACAUCCCCUUACAGGAUCUUCUGACCUAUGUAAAUAGGACGUGCAAAAGACUGAAUGAUCUAAUCAAGACCAAAUCUUCUCUGUGGCGUCAUUUUGAGUUUGAUUGGGAACUUAAUGUGAAAUAUGGUGAUUUAUGUGAGAUACUGAAUCAUGCAGCGAGUUUUACCUAUUUUCUUUUACCACAAGGCUCUGUUAUCAACUGUCCUGCUCCAGAUAUUGAUUUCAUAUUCUUAACUAGAUUUGUACCAGCUAGACACUUAUACUGGAUCUGCCUAACUGACGUUCCGAUUUCAACAUUAAGCUUUAUAAAGUAUAUACCAAAUUUGCAGAUUGUGAAUUUAACAGGAUGUUACAAUUUACGUGAUGAGGAUUUCCUUGUCCUUCGUGAUUGUAAGGAACUAGACCAAAUAUAUGUAUCAUUUACAGACAUAAAACCUAAAACUUUAAGUGAAAUUAUAACUGGAAAACAGGUCAUAGUUUUAGACGCAUGUGGUGUAGAGUUUGAUAUUCACGAGUGCAAAACGAUUGUUUCCCCAAUAUUUGGUAGCCUGCUUUCCUUUAGUUUGUCUUUAAAAGCGGAUAUCGAGACACAAGACUUUAACCACCAGAUAAUUGAUUACUUCAUUGACACACAGUUCCAUAUUUACCUGAAAUGAAGUUAUACAUUUAACUUAUAACACAUAUAAAAGUGUGAGCAUUUCUAUCGUUAAAAACAAAAUGAGUAGACUGAACAUUCACGAGGUUCUGUCAAUGCUUGAUGACUAUGAUGACGGAAAUGAGAUUUAUGAUAAUUUUCAAAAUGCUGAAAUGACAGAAGUACCUACAGAGGCAGUACAAUCAUUUGAUGAAUCAAAUAACAACAUACCUGUUUUUUCUGACACUUCUUUCAACCCAAAUGAUUUCGUUGAAAUUGAAAUUUAUGCAGAAGAUGCAGCUGAGUUUAAGAAAGCAUGUCAAAGUCUAGAAGAAAGUAAUGCAACAUGCGACGAAACACUGAUAAACAUUGAACAGGCCAAAUUUAACCAGGCUACAGAUGUUUGUGAAACAAAGGAAGAUGAUAUGACUAAGACAUCAGCAACUGAAGAAAGUAAUACAUUAGUUGCAAACAUAAACUACAAUGAAGUUGCCAACCUGAACUACAUAGAGGAAUCUGAAGAAACACUACCGACUCAAAAUGAACAUGUCGAUGUGAAUAAUAAUCAUGAUGAUAAAACAACUCCAGAUAAAGACAUAAUAUUAGAAAGGGAAGGAGAUAUACCCACUCUUUCUCCUAAACGAAGUAGAUCAAGAACUAAACAGAUUGAUUCCUGGAAGAAGAAUAUCAGGAAACGCAGGCGGCAAGCUGGAUUGGAGUACAUAAGUUCUAGAGGAACACUCAUGGCAAAAAAGUUGAAACAGAAUCACAAAGAUUGUAAAGGUAAAUGCAGAUAUGCAUGUUCAUGGAGUUUCAGUAAUGAGGACACAGAUAAUAUACACUCAGAGUUCUGGUCCCAUGAUGAUGACACAAAGAUGUUGUUUUACGCUGAGACUACAGAAAGGAUAUUGAAAGGUACAAAAGGAAAUAAGAAAAGAACAGCAGGUAACAAUACCUCUAAAGAAGAAAAUACAAAGAAUGAUAGUAAAUCCAGGAGAAAGUAUACAUUUCAAUAUUUUUUCAGGAAAGGUUCUGAAAAGAUACGUGUAUGUCAAGACUUCUACAGAGGAGUUUUGGGUAUUAACAUCUCUCGUGUAAGAAAGUACUAUGAAAAACUUGACAAGAAAACAGAACUAAAAGAUAUGCGUGGUCGGAACACUACAUCUAGGAUUUCUGAAAACGAUAUUGAGUUUGUAAGAGAACAUAUUCGAUCCUUCAAUAAAGUUCCUUCACAUUACUGCAGAAGUAAAAGCAUUAAGGAGUACCUUGAAAGUAAUCUGAAUAGGACAAAGAUGUAUGAAUUAUAUAAAGCAGAAUGUGCUAAAUGUGAUCGUAACCCAGUAAAGUUUUCAAAGUACAGAGAUAUCUUUAACAAAGAUUUUAAUCUUUCAUUUCACAUUCCUAAAAAGGACAGGUGUGAUUUAUGUGAGGAAAUUGAAACGAAAGCUAAAAACAAAGAAACAGUGAAUGAGCAAACUAGAGCUAAAUUUGAGAAGCAUAAAUCUGACAAGGGUGACACAAAAACAGAACGAGACACUGAUAGAAAUCUAGAUGACCCAACAACAGCAACAAUCUGCUUUGACCUUGAAAAUGUUAUUGCCUUACCAAGAGCUGAUAUAUCAAACUUCUUCUAUAAACGUAAGUUAAAUACCUAUAAUCUCACUGCACAUUGUUCAGUUGACAAAGCUGUUUAUAACGCGAUAUGGACAGAGGCAGACGCUGGAAGAGGCGGAAAUGAAAUAGCAAGUGCUCUUGUAAACAUUUUGCAUGAAAUUAAUUCAGUUCAUCCUGGAAUCAAGAACUACAUCCUUUGGUCGGACGCUUGUGUACCUCAGAAUCGUAAUUCGAUAAUGACUUUUGCACUUAAGACUUUUAUGAAUACGCAUAACAUACAUUCAAUCACACAAAAAUUUGGCUGUCCAGGUCAUUCAGCGAUCCAGGAAGUGGAUAAUGCACAUAGCAACAUAGAAAAAGCCCUGAAAUGUUCCGAGGUCUUCAGUCCAGUGUCAUUGGUUCGAGUUUUAAAAUCAAUCGAUGCACGACGGAAAGGACCAUUUAAAGUGAUACAAAUGCGACCUCCUCACUUUUAUGACUAUCAAAAAGUCACAAAUACUUUAAAUUUUGGAAGUGUACCAUACACAAAGGUCAAAUGCUUAAAAUACUCACGAAACGAUAAAAUGGGUAUAAGUUUUAAAUUGUCGUUUACUGAACAAGAAUUUGGACAUGGGGUAAUAUUGACUGGAUCAGCGACUCGCAACGCCCGACAGUGCUUAUCUUUACCAAUUCCAUUACCAGUUUCAAGUCAUAAGAAACCGGUAAUAAGCAGUCUGAAAAAGAAAGACUUAACUAGUAUGCUCAAAUAUAUGAGCCAAAUUGAUAGCCAGUAUUAUAUGGCUAAAGGCUUGAUAAUAACUUAAAAAAGAGAAUACAAAAUUGACAGUAUCACAAUAGUUCAGUUUUUUCCCUGAAAAUUGUUCUCAUGUUAUAAACAGUUUAUUGUUUUAUUUUAAUUGACUGUUUUUGUGUGUUAAAAGUUCAGAAAUUUAAUUCAGGUUUUGAAAAAAUGAUAUGUCGAAGUUGAUAUUGUUAUUGCAAUAUUUUAUGUUAAGUAAUGAUGUACUACAGCAAAGCAUUUAAGUGGUAUUGUUUUUAAUGAUUUUAUAGUAAUCAAUAGCAAAAAUACCUAUACUGCUAUUGUAAAAGAUGUAAUAGUCACUUUGGCACAGUAUCUGUAAAUUGCGCUAAAGUUACAUCAUGUUAAGUACAAUGUUUUACUAGCUUGCAUUUGCGGUAGACAAUCAUUGUCAUAAUCAAACUGUUUUGAUUUAUAAUUAUAGUGGUUGUCAUAUUAAUCAUAGAUGUUUCAAGCCUGUAAAUUGUUUAAGAAAACAUUAUCUUUUGUAAAUCGGAUUUGCGUAAGAAAAUGUACAUUUAGUUUGAUGGCAGUUAAGUGUUCAGUUCAAAAUAAUAAAAUUUGUAUAU
Ruditapes philippinarum (Manila clam) is the source of this 3807-nucleotide messenger RNA. RefSeq lists its product as uncharacterized. The record is from RefSeq and is a predicted model, not a curated record. The transcript is spliced from 2 exons. Bases 909 to 3242 code for a protein of 777 amino acids. Lineage: Eukaryota; Metazoa; Mollusca; Bivalvia; Venerida; Veneridae.